This is a messenger RNA of Helicoverpa zea (corn earworm), 4609 nucleotides long. It is a transcript of the gene betaggt-I, whose product is annotated as geranylgeranyl transferase type-1 subunit beta. Bases 259 to 1329 code for a protein of 356 amino acids. Gene Ontology annotation, biological process: protein geranylgeranylation. Gene Ontology annotation, cellular component: CAAX-protein geranylgeranyltransferase complex. Lineage: Eukaryota; Metazoa; Arthropoda; Insecta; Lepidoptera; Noctuidae. The record is from RefSeq and is a predicted model, not a curated record. The transcript is spliced from 5 exons. Gene Ontology annotation, molecular function: CAAX-protein geranylgeranyltransferase activity.
UGCAUAUUUUAUUCCUCUAUCUAUCAUUGAAAGGGUUGUGUCUGAUUGUGUCAGACAGAAGUCAAGUUUGUGAGUUUUCGUCUCCAAAUUAAUUAGUGGAUAAAAUUAAAAUGAAUUAAAUUGGCACACUGAACAUAGUUUAUUAUAAUAUCUAAACAACAAGUGCAUCGAUAUUCACAUUUACUUUCUGUUGGAGUGUGUACUUUCAUUGAAAUAAAUCACAAUUUGAGUUGAAGGCAAAAGUUUAUAUCUACAAAAAUGAAUCACGAAGAGAAUAGGAUCAUGGCUCACCGGCAGCAUGUGAAGUACUUUAUGCGAUUUCUGAAUAUUUUGCCAUCGUCGUUGUCAUCUCACGAUACUACAAGAGUAACAAUUGCAUAUUUUUCCGUGUCUGGUCUGGAUGUUCUCGGUGCGAUAUCAUCAGUAUCUCUAGACCUAAGAAAUAGAAUAAUAGAAUGGAUUUACAGGCUACAAGUACAUCCGGAUAAAAAUAAUGGCGAUAUGUCAAUGUGUGGCUUCCAAGGUUCGUCCACAGUAAAUAUAGACUUGGACCCUCCAAACAAUCAUUAUCGAUGCGGACAUCUUGCUAUGACGUAUACAGGGCUUUGCAUCCUGCUCGCACUAGGCGAUGAUCUGUCGAGAGUGAAUAGGAAAGCGUUAGUUGAAGGUGUAAAGGCACUUCAGACAGAAGAGGGUAAUUUCGCAGCGACACUCUCUGGGUGCGAAUCGGACAUGCGUUUCGUGUAUUGUGCGGCGUGCGUCAGUUAUAUCCUCAAUGAUUGGUCCGGAUUCAACAUUGAAAAGGCUACGGAUUAUAUCAUUAAAUCUAUUGGCUACGACUACGGAAUAGCUCAGUGUCCUGAACUAGAAUCCCAUGGAGGCACCACAUUCUGUGCCCUUGCGACGCUCAGCCUCACAAACCAACUCGACAAGCUAUCAGAAGAACAAGUGGAAGGACUCAAGCGGUGGCUUCUCUUCCGACAAGUCGACGGCUUCCAAGGAAGACCUAACAAACCCGUCGACACCUGCUACAGUUUCUGGGUAGGAGCUUCCUUAAAAAUACUAGACAUGCUACAAUAUUCCAACUACUACGCAAAUAGGAGAUACGUCUACGAAACACAAGAUACGGUCGUAGGAGGUUUCUCCAAGUGGCCCGAUACGUGCACCGACCCCAUGCACACGUAUUUAGGCCUCGCAGGACUCAGUUUGAUAGGCGAAAACGGCCUCCUAGAAAUAGAACCCAAUUUAAACAUUACCAAAAGGGCGUACGAACAUUUAAAAUCUUUGCACGAAAAGUGGGACAGUGAAACUAAAUUAUGUGUUUUAUGAAUACCUUUCAUGUGGGAUAUAGUUUGUUUUCUAAUUGUGAGUGACGUAUUAUUGCAGUUUAAUGUUUACUUGAGUAUGUGUAUGUUUGAUAACGGCGUCCGAUUGUAGCGUUUGUUAGAUAGCACAGCUAGUAACGAUUUUAAAGUUAUCGUAAAAUUCUGCACGAAAGGACCAAGUUUAAUUGUUAAUUAGAAAACGAACAAAUUUUUAUAUAUGAAUACAGUAAAUUAUUUGCGCUUUGUGCCUCAAACAUUCAUAAUUAGAAAAUGGCUACCCAUCAGUCUUUUUGACCUAAGAGAACUAUGAAUUUAAGUUACCUACCGAAAUUAUCGUAGUUUAAGUUUAUGAAAUGUUCAUUAUGCUGAAGUAUUAUUACUGUUGCAUAAUCCUUUUGUAUAAUAUUGUUAGUACUUAAAAAUAAUGUUUAUGAAUACUAGGUGCUAAUACUUGAUUAGGUAUCGGGUACCUAACGGUGUCAUUGAAUGGACAACGAGUAAAUAUUUAGCGUUAUAGUACAAUAUGAGAAUUUCUCGCGACGUGCCAUGAGCAGUUGAGUAGUUAGGCGGUUAUCAAAUUAUUGCACAAAAAUGUAAUUUUAAGCUGUUUUAUUGUAGUUGAUUUAGGGCGCAGUCACGCUUCACCAAACCACUGCCUGAUAUAUACCUAAAUAAUGCAUUUAUUUCACAGUUAAUAAUUUUCUUAGCCAUUAACAGAAAUUAAGGUUCCCAUGUAUUUCACACAAUUGCUCAAAUAAAAAAGUAUUUAUGUAGCUAGGUUUAAUUAACACUACCGUAAGUGGACCCAAUUAAUGUAAAUUCGGAGAACUAUUUUUGUCGUCAAUUACAUCAAUUAUUUGGUGUUUACGCCUUUGUAAUGCCUGCUGUGGCUGCGUCCUAAUUCGAGUGCGGUCAAAAACUAUGACUUGUAUUGUAUUCGAAUUUACAGUGCGAUCGUAAUUUUAUUGAAAGGAUGUAAAGACAUGGUGAAGUUAGCGGUUUUAACUCGCGUUUUACACCUGUAUUCAAGAACUACUCUACUUAUGUAUAAGGAAUUAAAUACCAGGUAUUAUUUUGACCCGAAAAUUAACCAAUUACUAAUUUAUAUUCGGCCCACCUAUCCAUCUUCUCAGCCAAGUAUAGCUCGAGUAUUUAGUAGUACCUACAGCAAACGUCUGGUCUUGCCAAUACGUGAAUGAUAAAUUGGAAAAUUCUCGUUCUAAUCACAUAGUUCUUGAAAACGGGUGUUUAUAAAUACAUUCAUAUCAGAUUUUUAAUUAAAUCUUCAAUUAUAAAUGCUUGUUAAAAUCGCUAGCGUGAUCCAAGCCUUUUUAUAAUAAAACAAAAUGAAGUAGUGUUACUAAAUUAGGUACAUCGAAAUUGUUCGCAGCAAAUCGGUCAAAAGAGGUUUUGUUAUUUUGUUAUAAGAACCAGUUACUUCGUAAAUACCAGCGUAUUUUAUAUGAAUAUAGCUGUAGAAAAUCAUUUUGCACUGUAUCCAGACGGUAUGCGGUUUUUGCAAUGAGAUUUUUUCCAACACAAAAAAUAGGAAUCUAAAAUAGUACUCAGAUUUUCUUUAGUUAUGUAAAUUAAUAAUUUCAAGUUAUCAUCAUCUGCCUAGCCUUUUUCCAACUAUGUUGGGUUCAGCUUCCAGUUUAACCGGAUACAGCUGAGUGCCAGCGCUUUACAAGGAGCGACUGCCUAUCUGACCCCCUCAACCCAGUUACCUAUAAUAAUUUCAAGUUAUGACGUUGUGAAGAUAUUUUUCAAUAGAAAUGUUUACCCAACUUUACCGAAAAGAAGGGUAAAGUUUUUGGUUAUUUUUAAUAGUCUAAAAAGUUAACUGUUUUGUUGCUAUCUUUGACACUGAUUCUUGUCGAGCAAGUAUUGCAAGAACUAUGCAAAUUAGAUUUUUUAUAACGUUUUUAAAAUAUGUAUUUAGUGAAUUUAUAAUUUAUUUAUUACGGUAUUUUCUUGGCUGUCGGUACGAUACUAAAAGAUCUUUUAGUCGCAAAGUAGUUUUUAAUUCUAAGUUAAAUGUUGCAAUGUGUUCCGGAGCACUUAAAAAAUUUCGCACCUUUUCAUACACAGCUUAUGAUUGAAGUUCAUCACAAUUUUCCUCUUCAAAUGGAUAAUCUUGAGCAAUUCUAAAUAAUACAGGGUCCUUCAAUGUUUAACACAUUUGUCCGUUUUUAUGUAUAAAAACUGACAUUUUAUAUACUUACUUUUUUUCAUAAAGUUGUGUGUGUAAAGGUCUGAAAUACUAAUAUAAUACUUUUUAAGUGUUGCUUACAGCUUUUAUACUGAUACCAGUUUAUUGUUAUAUACAACAGUUCCUUAUAGUGAGAUGAAUUAAAUUAUCUCCUACCUCUUAUUUCAUUGCAAAACUUGAACGGUUUAGAAAAUUAUUUGUAUGAUACUUUUUUUGACAAACCUUUACUGGGCGAUGGACAAAUGUAAUGUAUAAUAGUUUUCUUAUUUUCAAUUCAUAAUAAUAAUAUACAGAUGCAUAAUUGUGUUACAAUUAUAAUACUUAUGUACCUAUUUUAAAUUUAGUUUCAUCGCGUUUCAUGAUACAUAUGUCAUUAUUUUUUAGUAGAACAGAAUUUUGGUAUUUGUAUAUCACGUGCUUACAAAAAUUUAUAUUAAAAAAUAGGGAAAACCCUAUUUUUAUAUUUUCUCAUUUUAUUAUAUUUUCCUCAACAAAAUGCAAGAUGCAUGAUCUACCAGGUUUGCCCUUUGCAGAAGUUUUUUAUCGAAUGAGGAAAAAUAUUAAGGUAUAUUUGAGUGUCAAUGUCUUGUGAAUAAUAUUUGACCUUUAUGAGAUUUGCUUUAUUGUACGACAGUUAGGUACAGUACCUACUUACGCGGACAGAAAUAUUCAAAUUACUUUAUUAAAACUUCAGGGAAAUGUGUAUCUUAUUGCCGCAAGUUAAGUUUCAUUAUUGUUUGCUGCCCCAAAACAGGUUGAUAUUCGAAAUGACCACUUCUGAGCGAGAGAUAUAAAAUUAUCAGCAUGAUAAGUUUAACUAGUACGUACUUUUCUUGUCUUCUACUAGUCAACAACGGGUGGUAGAGGAAAAUAGACUUAAGUGCUUUAUACUUAAGGCUCACGUUUGUUAUUUAAUUUUAGUUAAUUCAGGUAAAGGUUUGUCACUGUAAAUUAAAGGAACCGUGUUUUAAUUUUGUGUAAAUUAUUAUGUAAAGUUGUAAUAUUAGUUUUAUUGGAAAAAAGUAAUUUGAAAGUGUAAUUAUGUCUAUUUUGAGCAUUUAUUUCGAUUUGU